This is a messenger RNA of Bufo bufo (common toad), 1348 nucleotides long. It is a transcript of the gene SERHL2, whose product is annotated as serine hydrolase like 2. The transcript is spliced from 13 exons. NCBI's taxonomy places the organism in Eukaryota, Metazoa, Chordata, Amphibia, Anura, Bufonidae. The coding region runs from base 99 to 1136 and encodes 345 amino acids. The record is from RefSeq and is a predicted model, not a curated record.
AAACUAGAAGAUGACCUGGUGGUGACACAGCAAAAUUUCGGCGGCUACCGGGGCCAGGCGAAAGAAGAAAAAUAAAAAAAACUGCACUUGUAUAGCGCAUGCGUGGGACAGGCCCGCGUACAAGAGGGUCUCCAGAGCGCGCUGUCACAGGACGAGACUUCGUGAUUGGGCCGCUCUUCCGCUUCGUGUGUUCCGGCACAGGUUCGGCUGACGGAGAAGACAUGACGUUUCUGCUUAAAGAACUGAGGUUUAAAGUCCCAUGGGGACACUUAGCAGCCAAAGCCUGGGGCCCAUCCGAAGGGCGACCUGUCUUGUGCCUACAUGGGUGGUUGGAUAACGCUAACACUUUUGACAGACUUAUUCCAAUGCUUCCCCAAGACCAUUACUAUGUAGCUUUGGAUUUCUCAGGACAUGGACAGUCCUCCCAUAUGCCUAUAGGAAUGAGGUAUCAACAUCUGGACUAUUUGAGCGAUGUACAUAGAGUGGUAACAUCUUUAGGUUGGAAAAGAUUCUCAAUAUUAGCACACAGUAUGGGUGGUUUUCUUGGAGGAAUAUUUGCAUCCGUAUUUCCUGAAACCAUUCAGCAUCUAAUACUUCUGGAUUCCUAUGGAUUUUUACCUGUCCAAACAGACUUAUUAACAAACCAUAUAAAAAAGGCAGUCACCCAUUACUCUCGAUUAGAGGGGGCAAAUGGAGCAAAGGUUUAUACCCCAGAAGGAGCCUUGCAAAGGCUACUAGAUGGCAAUUCGGCAUUAAAUUCUGAUACUGCCAAAGUGCUCCUGCAGCGUGGAACUAAACCUGUGCCUGAUGGUGUGGUGUUUAGUCGUGACAUAAGGAUCACUGUGAACAAUUCACUGCCUCUGUCUCCUGAGCAAUGUUUGUAUAUGAUGAAGUCCAUUCAGUGCAAUGUCCAUGUUAUUCUGGCAAAUGAAGGCAUAUCUGCUGAUUUAAUGCGAGGAGUUUACACACAUGUGGGACAGAACCUACUAAAUGGAUUUAAAGAAAACUUAAAGGAGCGCUUUCAGUCCACUGUUGUGGAUGGAAAUCAUUUUGUACAUUUGAAUGAACCAGAAAAGAUUGCUAAACUCAUUGCUAAUCAGCUGUAUGAACAGCCUUAUAUUCACUCACAGCUUUAACAUGUGACGGCGUCACCUUCCUGUUACUGCAGGAGGAGAUGGAGUAUAAAAAGCCAUCAUUCUGAAAUGCAUCUAAACAAGGAAUCGAUCAAACAAAAACAUCCGUUCAAAAAAUAGUUUAUCUUUUAUUGAAAAGACUAAACUCUCCAAAGCUGCCAUUGAUCAAAUGUAUUCACGUGUCUGACAUAGUAAUAAAACAGUAUUUAUAUUUC